Messenger RNA from Drosophila serrata, 1980 nucleotides. RefSeq lists its product as uncharacterized. The record is from RefSeq and is a predicted model, not a curated record. Lineage: Eukaryota; Metazoa; Arthropoda; Insecta; Diptera; Drosophilidae.
CUAGUCCAAUGUUCAAAAGUUAUUUAGUACAAACUUUCUACCAGGGCAAAACGCUCUCUGUAAAAACAAAAAAUUAUUUUUGAAAUUUUUCGAAGCCACCAAUUUUGUGCGCAGUGUUGAAAAGUGUUUUUGAAAGAUUAACGCUUUGUUUUUUUUACUUGUACAGCGUCGGUUUUUCAGCUGCUGUUUUAGUUGUGUUUUUAUCGUUUACCAUUUAAUUUCCCAUUUUCCCCUUCCGCGUGGCCUACUGGGCAUCGUAAUAAUAUAGUUAUAGCCAUGGACGAUUCGCGCCGGUCGAUCGCGGGAAAGAUAGACUCUCGCCGUUCAUCGAUCAUGACCAGCGAUGAAAGCACUAUGUAUUUAUCCUUUGACUCUGACGAAAAGUGGCAAUCGGCAAUGGUUACACAGAGCAGCCAGUUGCUGGACAUGCACGCAAACAGCAAGAUGGAGGCAGGAGAUGACAAGGAUCUCAGGCGCGCUGUCCUGAAGGAUCUACAUCAGCUGUCGAUCAGCCAGGAUCCGGACCUGAACUCGCCCCUGCGUCCUUUUGACAAGAGUGUUCUAAACAGACACAAUGCGUUAAGCUCUACGCCCUCCAAGGAUACUGUUCCGGCGGUGGAAAUGCCGCCGCAGUCCCUUCCGCUCGACCUAACCAGCGUGGAUAACAAAGAGAACUCGCACCCAGAUGGCGGCGACAACUCCACGCUGUCCAAUUCGGACUUGACCGCCAACACAGUCAAAGCAAACACCCUAAAGACUGAGGAUGCCACCAUUGACGAGGUAGCUGAGCAGGAGGUGGCCAAACCCAGUGUGAGCACAGUUUAUCCGCUGAGUGAUAACGUCGUGCUGGAGAACAUCACCGAGGUUUCCAACGAAGAGGUGUCUGUGAUGGCUUCCCCUCCUGUACCGAAAGAUAUUCCUUCCAAGGAGGAGGUCAACGAAGUCUCCGAACUCAUUGCAAAAAUUCUGAAGAUGACCAGCGACACUAUGGAGCCAUCUACCGUGUCCACAUCGAAAGUUGAGGCAGGCAAGAGACAGUCCAUGACCUCUUUAUAUUCGGCGCCUUUGCCACGCCCCCGGCGCUCGUACCUGCCCACACGCAUGUCUGUGGUGGUAAAGACCACACUGAACAGUCCGGCACGCAAGCGGCGCACAAGCUGCCUUCCCGUCUCUCGCAAAUCGGUGGCUGCACCGGUGCCUUCCCGUAAGCUGGACGUUGCAACCAACACAAGUGGCCAGAAGAUCGCGGCUACGCUGCCCAAACCGCCGGCUAAAAUCUCACCCGUUAUGUUCAACUGUAAGACUUGCAAAGCCACGUUCCGCGUGAAGAGCCUACUGACUGUGCAUGAGCGCAUGCACAAUUUGGCUGAAAACAGCCCCAAGGCCGUGAAACGCUUGGCAAGCGCCACUGCAACUAGUGCCAGCGGUUCGCAAAAUCGCUGCAAGUACUGUGACAAGAACUUCGCCCUGGAGCGCGCUCUACACAUCCACCUGAUGGAGAAAUGUGACAAGAUACCGCCGGGGGAAAAGCGCAAGCUUCAGUACACAGAGCUCAACCAUGUGAAGAAGGCCCAGCUGCCGAAGAUAGCUGUUGUCAGUGCACCAGCAAAUCCACCAAAGCCCCAACUACGCAUGAGCACCAUUCCGACCAAGGCUUUUUCGAAUGGAGACAAACUGAUGCCACCGCCGUCCGUGAGGAAGGUAUCCAAGAAUGUUGCCCAUCUCGGGGUCUAUCGCACUCCCACGAAAUCCGUUCCCUGUCACCUAUGCAAGCAGUCAUUCAAGAGUAUCCUCGAGUUUACCACCCACAGCCUAAAGGUGCAUGGAAAGGGACCGGUCCAGAAGAUCGCCAUCACCGGGGAAGAUGACGCACCGAGUGCCAUGGAUUAAAUCAAACGUUUCGAGUGUAGCCUUAGUCUAGGUCUAAGUUAAGUGUACUUUAAUCUCUUCCCCCAGUUUGAAUACACGUUAACAUAAUCA